This is a messenger RNA of Lycium barbarum (goji berry), 1365 nucleotides long. RefSeq names its product UPF0496 protein At3g19330-like. The record is from RefSeq and is a predicted model, not a curated record. Bases 50 to 1171 code for a protein of 373 amino acids. Lineage: Eukaryota; Viridiplantae; Streptophyta; Magnoliopsida; Solanales; Solanaceae. The transcript has 3 exons.
AUAUUUGAUCACUAUUUGUGCUGCGUACCGGUACCACACAGUGGAACAAAUGCUGCAUUGUCUGCAGCAGUUAUCAUUAACAGCAAAAACUAAGGACUCACCUCAAGCUUUGGAAGGUGGUUUAGUUGAUGAUAAUACUUCAAUUGAUCGAUCUUCACCUACUGUCAACCUGUCACAAGCAUAUACACUUGCUGUUCAAGCUUCUUGCAACAAAGAGAUCUGGUCCAAGCUGCACCACGAAGUCCCCCCAGCCCUGAAUGUGGAGGAGGUAGCACAAAUUGAGUUCCAGGAGGAACCCCUGGAACUCAAAGAUGUCCUUGAACCGAGCCGUGAGCAUGUCCAAGAGAAAAUUUCGCGUAUAAAACAAGACGCCAUAAACCAACUUAUUGCUAAGUACUUUGACAAUAGUGAGCAAACUGCUCGUCUCUGUAUCCGUAUCUCUCAAAAUGUGAACAAAGCUCGACUCUUAUAUGCCCCCGUUCAUAAAAUUCUCGAUGUCCUUCCCCCGGACUCGGAUUCCCUUUCGCAAGCUCAGUAUGAUUUGGCGUUUGACAUCUUCCUCCAGUUCGACAGCCUCGCCAAUCACUUUCCUCGACGUGACACCUAUAACUUCAAUGAUAUGCUUGAUUGCUCCUUCCAGCUAAAGAACCAGCUCGAACUUCGUCUACACAAGUCACGUUCAAAAGUCAAACUUCUCCGCCGUGCCACCAGAGGCUCAGCCUUAUGUCUUGUUGCAGCUACCGUUGGAGCGGUCAUAUCAGCUGUUGUUAUAGCUACUCAUGGUCUUGCCGCUCUUGUUGCCAUCACAAUAAGCCCCGCUUGCCUCCUCCCUUCAAAUAUGGAAAAAAAAGAAGUAGAUCUCAUGCAACUGGAUUAUGCAACAAAAGGGAUUUUUUUCCUCCACAAUCACUUAAAUACUGUAAAAAUCCUAGUGGGCUUGUUACAUGACGCGGUGGAGUCCUACAAUGGUACUAUUCGCUUUGGGCUAGUGCGUGGAAGAGAUCGGUAUCACAUUCGGGAGGCACUGAAGCAACUUCGUAGGAAACAUAGUGCUUUCCUUGAGGAGCUUGUGAGUCUUGAGGAACAUCUGUGUGUGUGUUUUACUGCAAUAAGUACGGCUAGAGACCAUCUUCUUAAUUAUCUCCGUCAUCAAAAUCAGGCUCCUCGAUAAUCUGUUCUUGAUUACUAUCUUAUACUGCUUGCAGCUUUCAGCUCAGUAAAGAAACAAGGAUUUUUUUUCCAAACUCAUCAGAAGUGUUGUUAGCGCGCUUCCAGCAAGAAGAAACCAUCUUUAGAAGCUUGUGAUGUCUUGAUCAGUGAUCACCAUUCACCCCUAAAGCUAGUAGCUUAAAAUAGCCAAUCGGU